This is a messenger RNA of Purpureocillium takamizusanense, 531 nucleotides long. RefSeq names its product FR47-like protein. The coding region runs from base 1 to 531 and encodes 176 amino acids. The transcript has 2 exons. Lineage: Eukaryota; Fungi; Ascomycota; Sordariomycetes; Hypocreales; Ophiocordycipitaceae. The record is from RefSeq and is a predicted model, not a curated record. Gene Ontology annotation, molecular function: N-acetyltransferase activity.
AUGCAGAACGUGCCGACUAUCCGUGACUUUAUCGUGGCCGGCGGCGCCGACCAAGCACCCGGCACGUACAUACCUGUGACGGAAGCCGACCUCGCCGCGACGCUGCACUUUGCCGCCGCCGACGAUCAAUCGGGGCCCAAUGUUGUUGCAGUGGCGGGCACGGCGGCGCACCACCGCUUCGCCUGGCCAUUGCUCAUCGUCGUACCCGAGGGAGACGUCGCGGGCAUGGCCAUCUACUUCUUCAACUACACGACGUGGAAGGCGGCACCGGGGGUCUGCCUAGAGGAGUUUUACGUCGCGCCGCGCUAUCGGCGCCGGGGGUACGGCAAGCUACUAAUUGAGGCCAUGGCGCGCGAGGCGCUCAAGGCGGGCUGCGUCAAGAUGGAGUGGCUGUGCCUCAAGGACAACGAGCGCGCGCUGGCCUUUUACGACAAGCUGGGCGCAGCGAGGAAGGACGAUUGGGUUGCGUUGCGGGUUGACGAGACGGGCAUUGCGAGACUGGCCGCUGGCGACGGGCCGGCUAUCAGCUGA